GGCGGAGCUGUCCGCGGGCUGAGGCGGGGCAGUGGCUGUGGCUGCGGCUACAACCAGAGCCCAGCCCGGGAGGAGAGACCGAGGGCGGGGCAAGAGGGCGGCUGGCGGGCGUUCCAGGCCCGGGGUCCACCUGCCCGGCCGCUCUCCCACCGAUCGGUCGGCGGAGCUUGCGCGGGCCCGGGCCCAUGGCGGCGUCGGCGGCCCUGUCUGCGGCUGCAGCGGCGGCGGCCCUGUCCGGGCUGGCGGUGCGGCUGUCGCGCUCAGCUGCAGCCCGCGGCUCGUACGGCGCCUUCUGCAAGGGGCUCACGCGCACGCUGCUCACCUUCUUCGAUUUGGCCUGGCGGCUGCGCAUGAACUUCCCCUACUUCUACGUCGUGGCCUCCGUGAUGCUCAACGUCCGCCUGCAGGUGCGGAUCGAGUGAGCGCCCGCGGCCACCUCCGGGCCGCGACGAGAGAGACGCCGGCAUGAAGGACCACGGGGUCCGGGGCCGGCGGGACGCGGCAGGGGAACGAGGAGGGGUGGCCUGGAUUACCGGGCCCUAGACCUCAGCGGAGGACAGGGCCACCGAGCCCCGAGCCACGGCUCCGGCCACCCACGUCGCGGCCGGUGACAGACUGCACAGAAACUGGCAAGAACGGGACCGUUCCGUCGAGCUCCAGAAAAUUAUUUGAGUGCAGCCGACCUGUUGCCUCACCUUGGCCGAAGGCGGGGAGCAGAAGGAAGAAAUUCUGCUGCAGGAACGUGAAUGACUGGCCCUGACCGAAAAGGGCAGCCCCCAUGCUGAGGAUCACACAAGAGAGUCUCCUCUGGAUGGGCUUGGAUUGGUCGUGGCUGCGCGACUGACUGCGGACUAGGAGCAGGGCAGAGGGGAGCCAGGAGAGACGCUCACUCAUGCCUACCCAGUCCCACAACUGCUCUGGCAACUGCUUGCUCCUGGUCCACGUACCUAGUGUUCCUGGGACUGAGAAUCACGGCAGCCUGGUGGGCCCUGGGGAAAGAGUGGCCGAUCCUCCCACCAUCUGCCCUCCUCAGCUGCCCAGCUGGAGCACAGGUCCUGGGUGAAGAUCUCUGCCUGCCCCUCCCUGGGGCCUGAGGCUGGUUGGAGACCACCACGUGGCCCCUGCGGAUUCCACAGAUGGGGCCUGAUGGCUUCCUUCCUUGUGCCAAGUGGCCUGGGAGCCCCUGGUCCUGGUGUCCCCUCCUCCACCCCAACCCUGUCCCCCCAUGACCACUUCUGGGAGCUCACUAGCCAGCUGACUCCAUCCAUGGAUCUCCACGGACAGCCUCUGAGAGACUGACAUGGGGCUACGUGGGAGGAGAGGGGCAGGGGAUGAGAAACCUUGGGAAUGAUACACAGAUGUGCCCCUUUUAAGCCCAGGUCUCACCCUCUGGGAGACUCGAUCCCCAGCUCCAGCCUCUUCCUGGGCCAGCCAGGCAGGGAGGAGGAGGCUAAGAAUGGCAUGGGAGAGGCUCUUCACUGACCGUGUGUGAGAGAGUGGGUGAGAGUGUGAGUGUGCCCACGCACACACUAGUGGCUGGGCAUUGCCGCAGGAAUGGAGCCAUUGAGCAGGGUGAGCUGCGCUGGGUGCCCUGUCCUCCCUGCGGAGCUGCCUGGGGCCCAGGAGGCCACUUCUCAACAGAGAGAAAGCAUGCUGGAGCCUCAGGGGCCCCUGGCCUCGGAGCCCCUGCCCCUGCAGAGCGGCCACACCCCGUGGGAGGGGCAGGGGAGGUCCACGGGGGCCCUGGCUGGGGCUGUCUGGGCUCCAAGGGACUGUCCCAGGAAGGUGAGAGUUCCUGUCCCUGCUUUGCUUACCGUUUGGCCUUGAGUCAUUAGCUGCUUCUGCUUUCCCGCCUCUUCCUUGUGCCCCCACUGGGCCCUUGCUGCUUGAUGGGCCCUCCAUGCACUUUAUUUAUUUGUAGUCUGUUUUUUAGGCAGUGAAGCUUCUACAAAAUCAGAGACACUGACUUGAAUAAGAUGACAUUCACUUUUCUGUGAUUAACUGUGCACCGGUCAGCACAGUCAGGGCAGAGAAAUGUUCUUGUUUCAGGUGUUGUCAAAUCUUGUUGUCUGUCUAAGUUAAGAAAAGAGUCCUUUGAGUUCAAUACAAUAAAAUAAACACUGGAGGCCUCCUGUU
Molecule: messenger RNA, 2136 nt
Organism: Camelus dromedarius (Arabian camel)
Lineage: Eukaryota; Metazoa; Chordata; Mammalia; Artiodactyla; Camelidae
Product: small integral membrane protein 10-like protein 2A
Exons: 2
Coding region: 186-422 (78 amino acids)
Source: RefSeq, a predicted model, not a curated record